Cynara cardunculus var. scolymus (artichoke) is the source of this 1208-nucleotide messenger RNA. Its product is annotated as zinc-finger homeodomain protein 6-like. NCBI's taxonomy places the organism in Eukaryota, Viridiplantae, Streptophyta, Magnoliopsida, Asterales, Asteraceae. Bases 1 to 951 code for a protein of 316 amino acids. Gene Ontology annotation, cellular component: nucleus. The record is from RefSeq and is a predicted model, not a curated record. Gene Ontology annotation, molecular function: DNA-binding transcription factor activity; transcription cis-regulatory region binding. Gene Ontology annotation, biological process: regulation of DNA-templated transcription; regulation of developmental process. The transcript has a single exon.
AUGGAAACUAGAGAGAGAAACUCCUUAAAUUACAAUAAUCCACCUCAAUCCAAUCAAGAAUCAUCGUCCAGGUCGAGUACUGCACCUUUAAUUUCUUCACCCACUUCAAACACCAGAAGGAAUGAAACCCCAGAUCACCCUCAUCUUCACCUUCAUCAGGGAAACCACUAUCGUGGAUUCAAGUUACAGAAAGAACAACUGGAACCACAAAGACCCAGAAGGAAUCCAAACCCAGGUCCAGAUCCAGCUAGACUGGUCUCUCAACCACCCGCACAGCCACUGCCGCCAGCACCUGAGCCAUCAACGAUUGCUAGAGCCGCAGCUACAGUGGCAGUUCGUUAUCGUGAAUGCCUAAAGAAUCAUGCCGUCAACAUGGGCACUCAUGUUCUAGAUGGGUGUGGGGAAUUCAUGCCUAGUGGUGAAGAUGGCACCCCAGAAGCAUUAAAAUGUGCUGCCUGUGAAUGCCACCGGAGUUUCCACCGAAGAGAGGUAGAAGGCGAGUCACAAUCAGGUUAUUACACACAGCAAAUGGCUUCACAAAUACCUUCGACACAUAAUCAGCCACCUCGAGCUGCCACAGUACAGCUACCUCCCCCACAAUCACCUCAGCAGCGACACCAUAGGCAUCAUCAGCCAGUGCAACCUAUCAUGAUGGCAUUUGGAGGAGCAAGUGGGACGCCAGCCGAAUCUUCCAGUGAAGAUCUCAACAUAUUCCGGACCAAUGGUGGAGCGCAAUUAAUGGCGCAGAUGUCAAAGAAAAGGUUUCGCACAAAAUUCACAGAGGACCAAAAGGACAAGAUGCAUGAUUUUGCAGAAAGAAUCGGGUGGAAGAUCCAGAAGCAAGAUGAACAGGAGGUUCUACGAUUCUGCAACGAAGUUGGUUUGAAAAAACAAGUGUUCAAAGUGUGGAUGCACAACAACAAACAAGCCACUAAGAAGAAACAACUGUAAGAUUGAUAGAACUUAUGCAAGCUUAAAUCAGCUAGAACCCUUGUUUUGAAAAGGGUUCUCUUUUUUCUUUUUCUAUCUAGACUCUAAUGCAUAUAGAUUACACUUCCCAUCCUAUUGCUAAUCCUGGAUUUCGAUGGUGAUCAUCAAAACAAUUUUACUAGCAUUCAUACUUUGUUAUUUGACCUAGGUUAUUUCUUAACAUCAGAAACAAAACCACUUGGAGCUCAAUUUUCCUAUAACUUCAUACUCAUUAGCUU